UUCGUCAACAUUCCCAGGCGGUGUGGCUCUCCCGCUUACGUCUGCUCCUCCUCUGAGCAGCGCUUUUAAUUGAACCCAAUCAUCGAGCAUCGGUUCCUGACAGCCGGGAAGGAGAGAGAGGGGGGAAAGACGACGCUGAGUGUGUUGACAAACGACGAAGUGUCUGUCUGACACCCGCUGACGCAGUCUGUUUACUCCCGGAGAAAAAACAAGCAGAUCGGCGGACACUCCCCUCUCAAUCCCAAAUUUCCCACUUCGACAUAAAACACAGAAAAUGGACGAAAAGGCGUUUUCGAAGGAGCUGGAUCAGUGGAUCGAGCAGCUCAACGAGUGCAAACAGCUCACGGAGGGACAAGUGAAGAAUUUGUGCGAAAAGGCCAAGGAGAUCCUGACGAAAGAGUCAAACGUGCAGGAGGUGCGAUGUCCUGUGACGGUGUGCGGCGACGUGCACGGUCAGUUCCACGAUCUGAUGGAGCUGUUCAAGAUCGGCGGCAAAUCUCCCGACACAAACUACCUGUUCAUGGGUGACUACGUGGACCGGGGUUACUACUCAGUGGAGACCGUCACUUUACUCGUAGCUCUUAAGGUUCGUUUCCGGGAGCGCAUCACCAUUCUGCGCGGCAACCACGAGAGCAGACAGAUCACACAAGUGUACGGAUUCUAUGACGAGUGCCUGCGCAAAUACGGCAACGCCAACGUGUGGAAGUACUUCACUGACCUGUUUGAUUACCUCCCGCUCACUGCCUUGGUCGACUCUCAGAUUUUCUGUCUUCAUGGUGGCCUGUCGCCAUCCAUCGACACAUUGGAUCACAUCAGGGCGCUAGAUCGCUUACAGGAAGUGCCUCAUGAGGGUCCAAUGUGUGACCUGCUUUGGUCGGACCCCGACGACCGAGGCGGCUGGGGCAUUUCGCCGCGUGGGGCCGGCUACACCUUCGGGCAAGACAUCUCGGAGACGUUCAACCAUGCCAAUCGCCUCACGCUGGUUUCCCGCGCCCACCAGCUGGUCAUGGAGGGCUACAACUGGUGCCACGAGAGAAACGUGGUGACGAUAUUCAGUGCGCCAAACUAUUGCUAUCGCUGUGGCAACCAGGCGGCUAUAAUGGAGCUGGAUGACACUCUCAAAUACUCCUUCUUGCAGUUUGACCCAGCGCCUCGCAGAGGGGAGCCCCAUGUCACCCGUCGAACCCCAGAUUACUUCCUGUAACCUGCUUUCAACCCUUACCCACUUGUACAGUCAAGUCCAGUGUUGCCAUAUGAUGGAUACAGCAGCAGCGGCACACAUUGUACAUUCACACAAAGACCUAUUUAAGCAUUUAGCCAGAAAUAAUAAUAACAACGAUAAUAACGUGUGUGAGUGUGCACGCGCGUCUGUGGACGGACCAAAUGGUGUGCGCCGUAUAUUGUCACAUUAUGAAUUGCUGAGGACUUGUCUUGUAUUAGGAAGUAUCUCGCUGAAGAUCAAUCAAGUUAACUUGGUUCUGACUGACAAUGCAAAAAUAAUCAAUAUAUACAUCUUAAAAUAUAUAUUGAAGAGAUAAGAGGAUGAUGUGUUUGCACUUUUGUAAAUCUUAAGAAAUGUAACAUAAAAUGAAGAUGGAGAGAAUAUUUACUUUUUUUUUUUUUUUAAUUACCAAAAACAAAGCCCCGAGAACAAGAGUGAGGGUUUACAUGAGGUGUCUUGUCUAACGUGUGUUUGUGUGUAAGUGUGCGCGUGUGUGUCUGUGUGAAGAUCAUCAACGCACGGAACAUGCUUGUUUAACCAAGACAUCAAUAAUAAAGGUGGCUCGUUCAUUA
Molecule: messenger RNA, 1794 nt
Organism: Corythoichthys intestinalis (scribbled pipefish)
Lineage: Eukaryota; Metazoa; Chordata; Actinopteri; Syngnathiformes; Syngnathidae
Gene: ppp2cab
Product: protein phosphatase 2 catalytic subunit alpha b
Exons: 7
Coding region: 275-1204 (309 amino acids)
Biological process (GO): mitotic cell cycle
Cellular component (GO): cytosol
Molecular function (GO): protein serine/threonine phosphatase activity
Source: RefSeq, a predicted model, not a curated record